ACCAACACCAUCGCUCAUUCACAUUCAUGACAGGAGCUAAAAAGUGGGCACCUUGCUUUGAUGACAUCUGAAGCCUUGUUGUUGAACCCUGGGCUGAAGUGAACCUUUUAAAUGGAGACGAAUCAGAGCAGAGCAAUCAAAUAACAACGUAGGAAAGGUUUCAGCAGGGAUGCCCGCUAAGCCUGCCACAUUCACCUUCGUGCCUCAGGUGCACAAGCUACCAAAGAAAAGCAUUCUUGCCAAGGAUGAGAGAUCAGCAGGUCUGAAAGGAAAAUCAGAUAAGAGCAUAGCUGCGUCCCAGGAGAGGACAACCAGAGAGACCAUGUCAGAGGAGGACCUUUUCAAAGCGGAGAUUGUCUUUAUCAAGGACUUUUUGGAGAGAGGAGAACGAAACAUGGUCCAGCUGGAGGCCAAACCCCACUUCAGUCCUUCACAGGAUCACCAGAGCCUCCCUCGAACCAAGGCGCCUCCUUCAGUCGGUGCCCCGUCUGAAAAUACCCCCGGCCAUGAGGCCACGGCGGCAGUCUCUAUGGAAACAGUUGUUGAUAAAUGCAGAGGCAGUCUCUGGCGGCGGCGCCACGAUAUCUCUGGACAUUCUGAACAUAGCUCGGGCUGCUCUCCAAACACGGUGUCUGGGGCAGAAGACAGAGCAAGCCCCGCAAACUCUCCGGACCUCUUCCCGACCCCGUCCUCCUCCAGGGAGUCCAUCCUGUGGGACGGUUUGGACAAAGAGCGGAGCUGGUGCGCCACGCAGCCGUCCUCCGUGGCUUCUCCUGCCUCGUUUAGCAGAACCGUCUCCCAGUGCUCCUCCAUCCGCUCUGGAGUCUUCUCCCCUUCUGUGGUUCAGAUCAGGAGGCACGUUCUCGCUCCUGGCUCUAGCCUGAUUCAGACCACUCAGAGCUGUUUCUCCUCCUGUGACAGCCUGUCUUCCUCCACGUGUUCGCAGACCCGCCCUCCGCGGCACCGGCCCCCUCUCACCCGGCUCUCUCUGCUCACUGCCAUCCUGAGGAAAGGCCGUCUUCCUGUGCUGUCUCCCGCGCUGCAGAGGCCUUACACCCCCUGCUGGCCCAUUAACCCCGUGACUCUGUCCGUCUGCAAUGCCUGCUCGGCUGCCUCCAGCGUGGCCUCCAUUCCCCUGGAGAGCUCCUCUCGGUUCUCCUCGUCCACCUCCGUAGACAGUCAAAACCCUGUUUGCAAGGAGCCCCCCAGCAGGUUCCCCAGCGCCCCUCCGAAGGCGGAAUCCGGCAAACGCCACGUCAAGUGCUCUGAGACUCAGGGGACGGGUGGCGAGCUUAGAAAGGCGCAGGUGAUUUCACCUCCGCAGGCGAGGAGCAACGCACUCCCUGAAACGUCCCCGCCUCUCUUCCCGAAUUUGAAAUUCGUCUCCGCGCCGCAGCGUGAAAAACCUGCCGCGGCGGCCACAACAAACAGCUUUAUUUCCAAGCUGCAUGAGCCGAGGCCCGCCAUGCCCCUCAAGGACAAUGCAAAUAAUAACUUCAAACACCCCGCGUCCCCGACCUCUACAUUUAUUAAGGAGCCUGAGACCUCUGAGCCCAGGAAAUGGCCUUCCCAACCAAAUUCAUCUCUUUCAAGGCUCCAAAUGCUGUCUCAGCAGCUGAGAUCUACGCCUGUGUUCCCCCCUCAUCUGCGGCCUUCUCUGCCACACAAAGCACCUUCAAACGCAGGUUCCCCCCUCUCUCAUUUACAACGCACCCCAAAGAUCGGAGGACACGACUCCGAGGGGAGCUGCCCCUCUUCCAGGGGAUCCACCCCCACUCAGGCGUUUCAGAAAGCCCGCAGCCUGUCGCCUUCGUGCUACUCUACCGUAGCUUUCCCCGCAUGGUCGUCCCCCGCCGCUACACCCACGCCUACACCCUCUCCUGCCCCGCCAAUCAGAGACCUCACUUCUUCUCCUUCCCUGUCCCUCUGCUCCACGCCCUCUCCAAGGCCGGGGAGCGGAAUUUCAGACUGCAGUGGCGGGGAGGGUAAAAAGAGAAAGCAGGCACACAAGAUUAAGUCAAACUACAAACUGCUGGCUGCAAUCCCCACAAACACUAUUCUCUUGGAUCAGCAAGCAAUAGAUGAACAGGUAGAAAGAAAAUUGAAUCACUGUAGCACCAUGGACGACCCUCUUAUAGACACCCACGAAGAGAUGUGCUCCCCCGCUGAGCUCCGGCAAAAGUCAGAGGAGCUUUACGCAGUUAUCGAUGAGAUAUUGGCGAGUUCCAGUCCACCGAAGAGCUCGAAGUCAUCGACUAAGAAACAACGUUUUCAGCACAACCCUUCAUUUUCAAAGUCCUUGGGGCGUGAAACUAAAUAUGCAUCUUUGUGCAGCUUGCACCCAUCUGCCAAUAAGGAGAGAAAACUGACGGAUAUUGAAAAGACAAAACAUGGUGGGGUUCGCCCGAUGACGGCUAUUCCAAGACUGAACGAGGAGGUCAGAGAGCGGUUUAAAUCAAUUUCCUUGAGGAAGUAUUUUAAGCAGCCCAAGCAUGACAGGGAAAAGAUGGAAAAUAACAGACUUGAAGUGGCGCAGACAGAUUCGUCCGUGGGCUCUAAAGGAAAACUGGUGGAGGAUAAGACGACGGCUGAGAGGAGAGGUCUGUUCUCGGAUUGUGAGCUGCACAUUAAAGAGCUUGAUGAGCAGCCCUGUCCGACCGGAAAAGAAGCAGGAAUAUCUUUCGGCACCGCUGACAGGAACAUGGAAGUGUUUAAAGCUUGGAUGUAGAGCAUUGCAUUCAAUUGUUUCUUAUCUGUAAUUGGCUACCAGCCAAGUCAGACUAUCACAGCUAAGUAUGAAGAAGCUGAUUUUCACCUUGUCAGAGCAGAUAAAUUAAUGUUUCUGCAUGACUGCGAACAGUUGCACCCAGUUAAUGUAAAAAAAAAAAAAAAAAGAGAUAAUACAACCGCCAUAAAUUGAAGGCUUCACACGUGAUAAGAUGAACCACUCAAAAUUCUUUGUAAUCUUUUAAACAAUAAGUCCUUUACUACAGAAUAAAGCUGCUGUCUAUUGGU
This is a messenger RNA of Fundulus heteroclitus (mummichog), 3015 nucleotides long. RefSeq names its product muscular LMNA-interacting protein. Gene Ontology annotation, cellular component: nuclear envelope; sarcolemma; PML body. Lineage: Eukaryota; Metazoa; Chordata; Actinopteri; Cyprinodontiformes; Fundulidae. The transcript has 12 exons. The record is from RefSeq and is a predicted model, not a curated record. The coding region runs from base 170 to 2728 and encodes 852 amino acids. Gene Ontology annotation, molecular function: transcription corepressor activity; lamin binding. Gene Ontology annotation, biological process: negative regulation of transcription by RNA polymerase II.